This is a messenger RNA of Pisolithus orientalis, 879 nucleotides long. RefSeq lists its product as uncharacterized. Lineage: Eukaryota; Fungi; Basidiomycota; Agaricomycetes; Boletales; Pisolithaceae. The record is from RefSeq and is a predicted model, not a curated record. The transcript is spliced from 8 exons. Bases 1 to 879 code for a protein of 292 amino acids.
AUGAGCCAAUGUGAACCCAAAAAUACGGAGACAUGCGAGACUCGUGACUUGACACGCAACAUCCGAAAUCUGUUCGAUUUUGAUAUACUCAUCGAAUUUGUGCUCUUACACUCGCUUUGCGUAUCCACAUACGCCAUCGCAAUUCACCUAUUGCAUUACCUCUGCAACUAUUUCUGCGAUGUCAAAUAUCUCACUGCUAGCCAUCAAUUAGAGGGGUCGUACGGAAGACUAGAAGUGGAACGCCAAGGUAUGCUGAGUGGUGAUGGCGAUUCGGUGAAUGGGUAUACACGUAGCGUCAAAUCACGGAGAAGGGUUCACUUACUGCUUCUUCCCCUCUACGAAUCAAACUGGCGAAGGCGACCCACCGCGGCAUGUGGAAGAUGUGGCGCCACUCGCAGGAAUAGGCAGCGCGCAGAGCAACCAGUUUUACCAAGAUAUACAUCAGGAUCAUUGGUGCUCAGCGUGAGGAAGGGGAAUCUCAUGCACAGCGCCGAACCAAUGUGGUACCGAAGAAACGUGGUGGGCAGGCUAGACAGCCCCAACAUGACUGAGAUGGUUAAGGGGCCUUCCCCACUCUCUAUCAAAGGACUUGGUUCAUGCUGCAUUGGACCGGUUGAUGAACACCUCUCCCACUUCCGGGAGGAACGUGGGAAUUGGUCGUCUGGGAUUAGACGCCGACCAAAUGAAAAAGGUGGUCGUGGUACUGCCAGCUAUUCGAUAGCUGAAACAUUUCAAGUGACAUCAGAUUUCCUUGCCUACACUAGGCUACACAAUGUGGCUCUGAUCAUUGAUGGGCUCCGCCCACACCGAUCAGGCAGUUCUCAAGCAUUGCGGAAGUUGAUGGUUUGGACACGCGCGAUUCCAUCGAAGGAUCUGUGA